Molecule: messenger RNA, 2043 nt
Organism: Aphanomyces astaci
Lineage: Eukaryota; Oomycota; Saprolegniomycetes; Saprolegniales; Verrucalvaceae
Exons: 14
Biological process (GO): positive regulation of mitotic metaphase/anaphase transition; protein K11-linked ubiquitination; anaphase-promoting complex-dependent catabolic process
Cellular component (GO): nuclear periphery; anaphase-promoting complex
Molecular function (GO): protein binding
Source: RefSeq, a predicted model, not a curated record
CCAUGACAAGCUUCUCGCUGAUGCGAGAAUGCAAGGGCAUCAGCGCAUCAAAUGUCUACUGCUGCCCAACCAUGGACAUUGUUGCGAUCAUCACCACGGAGCACCAUGUGCUGGUUUACCAAUCAGUGGAGUGGAAAAAACUGCUGCACAUACAGCCAUCCGACACGGCUUCACAAGUGACGCAUGUUGCGUGGCGUCCAUGUGGCAGGACAUUAGCUAUCGGACGGCGAGAUGGACAAGUGCACUUGCAUGACAUCGAGGCCGAGUCGGACGACUCGACUUGGCAGUCCUUUGAAAACGUGAGCAGCUACCACCACGUCCACCCAAUCGCCGCGUUAGCGUGGACAAACAUCACAGACUGCAACUCGUCCAAGAUGAAGGAUCGCACGCCGUCGUACGUCAUGAACCCUCCCUCGUCCUUCUCGGACACGUCGACCACGUACACUCCCAUUUCGCCCAUUCCCGACGAGCACCACCAUGUCCUCGCGUCGGCCGACACGCACGGCACCAUCCUCGUGCACUUGUGGGGCAAUGUGUGUCUGGCCCGCGUCGACACUUCCGUCACCAACAUACAGCACCUCUACGUGCUCCAAGACCUUUCUCGCGUGCAUGUGGCCACCAUAACCGGCCAAGUCGUCAGCUACCGCCUUCCCACCAGCACCUCCAAGGAAAUCCUCUUUGUCGUGGCCCAUCACAUCCGAGAAAUUCAAAGCCUCUGGGCCAUGAUCACGUCAGCGCUCAAGCAGCUCAAAACAGAGUGGGGCAACGGCGUGCGACUAUUUGAAGCCAAAUUUCGGUUGCUGCCUGGCGAGUACGCCAAGUACGGCUGCCACCAAGUGCCUCAGAUGCACAUGUACACUCUGUUGUGCAGUGGGUUGUGCUACCCAGCGUUGGAGCUGUUUCUGUCGCAGUAUUUGCAAGCCCAGAGUAUUCAAAAAAUGCAAAAGACGUUUGCCCACGGCUGUGACGCCGUCGACACGUUGCUGCAUGAACAUGCUGUCACGGGGGCGUCGGCCGUUCUGUUUCGACUGACUGAGUUGCGCGGCUUGGCUCGUUCGUACCAGUCAUUGGAGUCGAUCGGGAUGUCUACGUCGGCGCUGUCCGACUUUAUCGAGGCCACGGAGGGGUUUCUGCUGCAAUUGAACCGCAUGCAGCGCGCAGUGCGCGACACGGCCGUGAACAUGGGGCUGUUCCUGGACUGGAUUGCCCACACAAGCGCUAGCGUGACGAACAAGACACGGCUUGGAUCGAGUAACCCCGUGGACACGCAGCGCCUCGCUCGGUUCCUCGAUCAUGCGUACCAUGUGGCCGUAGCCCAUCGCAAAGCCCAUCCAAACGACAUGGAGCUGACAUUUGGCAACCCCAUGCCGUCGUUGAUUGACGGAAUAGGCGAUGCAAACACACGUGUGGUCAUGCAGUGGACACGUCUCUUGGCCAAGUCGACGUCGUCACCGCCAAUAUGUACACUUGUCCGACAAGCGUCGUUGCCACACUCGAGCGUUUUGUUUGGUCCGCAGUGGACGCUCUGCUUUCAAAAGCACUUGGCCGACGUUCAUGUGUACGAUACAACGACGUGGGACAUGUGGACGACCCCAUCGAUCGCCCCGCCCUUUCAUGUGGUGCAAGCUAGCAUGUACAUUCGAGAGUCGUGUCCGCCGCGCGUGGCUGUCGUCGUGUCCAAUGGCGACCAAGCGUACUUGCAACUCGUACCGAUGGAAGACUCUUCAAAGCACCAACGUCCGCCGCCUCAUGAGGAUGCGGCGCCAACGGAUGAGGCGGUGCGGACGAGGGAGGUGGGGUCGACGGUGGUGGCGCUGGCCGCCAACGGCAUGCGCGGCGUCCUCUGCGUGCUCUCCCAUACAUCUUUUGCUAUGUACGAUGGCGAGUGCGACGACGAAGACAUCGACCAACAAGACGAAUGAAGUGAAAGGGGAAUGCAGAAGAAUUGAGCCAAUCAGAUUGCAGGAAACCACCAUCCUCCUCAACAUCAAAUUAGUGUGUGUGCCAGAAAUUAGUGUGAUUCCAAAUAUACACACUUCAAAG